Diabrotica balteata is the source of this 527-nucleotide messenger RNA. NCBI's taxonomy places the organism in Eukaryota, Metazoa, Arthropoda, Insecta, Coleoptera, Chrysomelidae. The record is from the annotation of a GenBank genome assembly.
CAACAAUUUAACUCGUAUCAUCCUUGUCCCCUUUUAAGAGGUCACCUAAUUAUUUAAUGGGAGAGAAAACAAAAGUACCAAUUGUUGACCCCUUUCGGUUGUAAGACUACACUAAAACCGUUCGAAUCAACUGCUCUAUCAUAGCGUAGUAUCAUCGGAUUUUUUGCGUUGUCUUAGGGUCCGUCUCCUCGCGUUGUUUUAUCAUUUAAUUGGCACCAAUGAGAGGCAGGAAGUUUGUGGUGUUUGUAUGCGUUUGCAUUUGUGCACAUUUAUGUGAAAGUGCCAGAGGUGGAGGACGAGGUUAUCCACGACCAGAGAUAACAUGGUUUAAGGAUGGCAUAGAACUUUUGUAUCACAAAUUUUUUCAAGUACACGAAUGGUCAAUAGGCAAUGAUACGGUCAAAAGUAAGAUGGAGAUUGAUCCCACAACACAGAAGGAUGCAGGAUAUUACGAGUGCCAAGCGAACAACAAGUAUUCCAUAGAUUCGAGGGGAUUCAGAACGGAUUUCGUUAUGAUCACUUAUUGA